AUGGCGUCCCGGUGGCUGCUGCUGCUUCUUCUUGGAGUCGCCGGCGGUGGUGGAGGCGUUCUUCAAGUGCAUGGCCAGGUCGAUAGCUUAGGUUUCAUAAGCAUAGACUGCGGUCUCCUGGGGGAGACGGGCUACAUGGACAACACCACCAAGCUCUGGUACACCCCGGACGCCGGCUACACCGAUGCCGGCACCAACCGCAACAUCUCCCCCGAGUACCAGGCAGGUAAGAGCUGGCGUAAUGUCCGCAGCUUCCCUGAUGGCGCGCGGAACUGCUACACGCUUCGGUCCCUCGUGUUCGGGCUCAAGUAUCUCAUUCGGGCCAUGUUCAUGCAUGGCAACUACGACGGCCUCAAGAAGUGGCCCGUUUUUGACGUUCACAUCGGCGUGAACUACUAG
Messenger RNA from Triticum turgidum subsp. durum (durum wheat), 399 nucleotides. NCBI's taxonomy places the organism in Eukaryota, Viridiplantae, Streptophyta, Magnoliopsida, Poales, Poaceae. The record is from the annotation of a GenBank genome assembly.